AUGUCACGCUGCUUGUCUCUGUCCCGCUUCGUCCUUAACGUCUCCAGGACGUCAGUGCCGCGUGCAGCACGAGCCCUGCGCACGCGAGCCACCCACCCGCUCUCGUGCGCUGCAGGUUCUAAUGCCACACAGCUACAGAAAUGGAGCAGUCGAUCCAGAGUGUGGAGCUCAUGCCUCUCCUUCAGCCCAAAGAAUUAUUACAGCACUCAACAAGCGGAGCAGGAGCCAGAGGAAGAGCCUUUACACACCAUCAUCAGUGACACAGAGUCUGUCCAAGGUUCUUUCUCAAAACAUGAAUUCCAGGCUGAGACCAAGAAGCUCCUCGACAUUGUUGCCAGAUCUUUGUACUCAGAAAAAGAAGUUUUUAUUAGGGAGUUGAUCUCUAAUGGGAGUGAUGCUCUUGAAAAAUUUCGACACAAGUUGAUGACAGGAGGUGGAGAUACUGCCCCAAUGGAGAUCCAUCUGAAAACUGAUGCCAACCUAGGCACAUUCACCAUCCAGGACACAGGGGUUGGUAUGAAUCAAGAAGAGCUGGUAGAAAACCUGGGAACUAUUGCACGUUCUGGCUCUAAGGCUUUCUUAGAUGCUCUUCAGAGCCAGGCAGAGGCCAGCAGCUCCAUCAUUGACUCUCCUGGAUACAAGUGGUCCUCUGAUGGCUCUGGAGUUUUUGAGAUAGCUGAAGCCAGCGGGGUCCAACGGGGCACCAAAAUUGUGCUUCACCUUAAAGACGAUUGUAAAGAGUUUUCGCAAGAGGACAGAGUCAAAGAGGUUGUGACGAAGUACAGCAACUUUGUGAGUUUCCCGAUUUUCCUCAAUGGACGAAGGCUCAAUACCUUACAGGCUCUUUGGAUGAUGGAACCUAAGGAGAUCAGUGAGUGGCAGCAUGAGGAAUUUUACCGCUAUGUAGCUCAAACAUACGAUAAACCUCGCUACACCCUGCACUACCGCGCUGAUGCCCCAGUCAACAUCAGAAGCAUAUUCUACGUCCCAGAAGCGAAACCCAGCAUGUUUGACGUGAGCAGGGAAAUGGGCUCCAGUGUGGCUCUGUACAGUAGGAAAGUCCUGAUCCAGACCAAAGCCACAGACAUCUUACCAAAGUGGCUGCGCUUCCUUCGAGGUGUGGUGGACAGCGAAGAUAUCCCCCUGAAUUUGAGCAGAGAACUUCUCCAGGAGAGCGCUCUCAUUAGGAAACUGCGGGACGUCCUCCAGCAGAGAGUCAUUCGUUUCCUCCUGGAUCAGAGCAAGAAGGAGCCCGAGAAGUACAGCAAGUUCUUCGACGAUUACGGCCUGUUUAUGAGAGAAGGCAUCGUCACCACACACGAACAAGAUGUCCGGGAGGACAUCGCAAAGCUGCUGAGAUUCGAGUCCUCGGCUCUGCCGGCCGGUAAGCAGACAAACCUGAUGGAGUACGGCUCUCGCAUGAAGGCCGGAACCAGGAACAUCUACUACCUGUGCGCCCCCAACCGUCACCUGGCAGAACACUCGCCCUACUACGAGGCCAUGAAGCAAAAGGACAUGGAGGUGCUGUUUUGCUAUGAGCAGUUUGACGAGCUGACACUGCUCCAUCUCCGAGAGUUCGACAAGAAGAAGCUGAUCUCGGUGGAGACGGAUAUCGUGGUGGACCAUUACAAAGAGGAGAAGUUCCAGGACGUCAAACCUGAGUCAGAGCGCCUCACACAGGAGCAGGCCGACGACCUCAUGGCCUGGAUGAGGAACGUCCUUGGUUCUCGAGUCACCAACGUCAAAGUCACUCCCCGUCUGGACACGCAUCCCGCCAUGGUCACUGUGUUGGAAAUGGGAGCAGCGCGCCACUUCCUGCGCACGCAACAGAUGGCUCGCACUGCGGAGGAAAGGGCUCAAAUACUGCAGCCCACCUUAGAAAUUAAUGCAGGGCACGACCUCAUAAAGAAGUUGCAUUCGUUAAAGGAUACUAACGCUGAAUUGGCGGGGCUGCUACUAGAACAGAUAUACGACAAUGCCAUGAUUGCCGCCGGUCUGAAUGAUGACCCCAGACCAAUGAUUUCCCGCCUCAAUGAGCUGCUCACAAAAGCCCUGCAGAAUCAUUGA
Molecule: messenger RNA, 2067 nt
Organism: Knipowitschia caucasica
Lineage: Eukaryota; Metazoa; Chordata; Actinopteri; Gobiiformes; Gobiidae
Source: the annotation of a GenBank genome assembly